UCCAUAAAAACGCGAUGAAAAGAAUCUUGCAUUAUCACAACAAAACAGCACAUGUUCAGAAAAUGGAUCAAAUUGAAAAUCUUUUGGAAUGUAUUACUAAUACGAAUCUGAAAACUCAAAGUAUUUACCUCAACAUGCUUGACGAAAAUCAUAUCAUAUGGAGCAAGAAACUUAUUGUGUCUCAACUAAUAACUAAAUUACUCGUGAAAAGAAAAACCCGUGCCCUUGGAUACCGGCUACUUAUAUGUUACCUCAAUCAAUACUCCCUCGAAGAAUCAGAAAAAUCUGCAAAUGUGUGGUUUACAAUUAUAUUGAAAUCUUUAAACGAAUCUGAGAUCCGUUUAUACGGGGAAAUUAUAUUUGAAGCAUUGGCGCUACUCAUAAAAAAUAUCCAAUGUGAUUUUAGCUUGUCAAAAGCAUUUGGAUCCGUUAAUAUCCUUAAAGUGGUCGAAAAGGUUUCUCUAAAUGCGGUACUUGAAGACGAUUUCUGCACCCUAUCUGCCCUUCACACUGUCGAGCAAUGCUUGAAAUAUUAUCCAAGGAGUCUUAAAUCUGGAAAAUCUGCAAUUGAAAAUUUCUUGAUAAAAUUAUUAGACAGCACUAAUCUUGAUAUUGUCUCUCAAACCGGUGAAUGCUGGCUCUUAUUACAAAAAGUACGCGGUUCUCCCAGUAAUGGAGUUGAAAAUGAUAAAAAUCAAUGGCGAGAUUACCAAAUGACUUUAUUGGGGAGUCUUUAUUCAAUUAUAAACAAGACAUUUCCAAUAUCUGAGAAAAUAUUUGUGGGUGCAGCUGUGGCAAAUCCCUUCGAACAUUUUAAAAUGCAUUUGACAGAAGAUCCAGUAAAACGAGCUGCACAAGUUUGUCAGCGGUUUUGCAAUCUUGUCGAUUUCUUAAAGAUUGCCUUGAGCAAUCCGUUCCCUGACAAGAAGCUAAUUUUUACACAACAAAUUUUGUGUUUUAUACAACGUGGAUUAUAUGUGAAAAUAAAUAAUACAAAUAAUCCUAAAAUGGAUUAUGUAUGUUUUAAAGCAUUGUUACCGCAAAUGAACAUUAAGUUGUUGGAGCUUCUAGAAGUUUUGAUUGACAUAUGUCACACCCAUCUCAGGAUGCAUUUUCGCAUUAUAUUGAGUAUUUUAUUGGAUUCGCUUGAAAGGACCAAAUUGCUUUUAAAGGAAGGAAACAAACUACAAUUUGUUAAAUUUCGAUUUGUGGUUUACAAAACAAUAUCAUUAUGGUGCUCGAACUUAAAAGAAGGAAGUCAUUGCGAAAUAAUCUCGGAGACCAUUAUAAACGAAAUAUUAGAUGAUGUAACGCAGCGAAAGUCAUUUUUAUCAAAAGAGUCAAUAGAAAAAAAAAAAACACUGGAGACCCCAUUUACCACGUUAACGCAGUUAAAUGAAAAUGAGAAACUGCUCCAUAAGGAAGCCUUUUCUUGCCUUCACAUAAUUCUAACCUCGUCUGGUAAUUUAUUACGAAAAUCUGUUAUGAAGGAGGUACACAACGCACUAUUGGAAGUAUGUAUUGAAAUGCAUGCAGAGCCUACGAAAUCUGAAAAUUCGACUAGACUCUGGAAUUGUCGCUUGGAAAUAUAUAAAAUAUUAAUAGUAAUAUUGAAGUCGAGAAAUUUCAGAUGUCCUGCACCAUCAGAAAUUUUAAUGUGCUUUUUAGAUGAAUCGCGUUUAUUUGAAAAUAGUCUUGAAGUGCGCCUAAAUUCUCAAGCAUUAUUUGAAGCAUUGGAAUCAUCGCUCCAUCCCCAAAAGGAAGAUAUUUGUUUUAAACAAGAUUCAAAAACGAUGCUGUGCAUUCCAGGAAGUCUGGACCAAAUGGACUUAAAUAUAAAUAAAAGUAAAGUCCCAUUCAACUAUAAUAGUGACCGAAAUGAAAACUUUAUAUCUUUUAAUCAACACGAUGGACAUAAAUCGAAUUCACAAACUUUUACCAACCAAAUCAUUAAUGAGCAAGACAGCACAAAGCACACCAGUUUAAAUCAACAGAUAGGUAUUAAAGUAAAUAAUUCUGAAAGCCCUGUGGGAAAAAGUAUUUGUUGUCCAAUAAUUAAAGAACAGAAAAUAAUGAUAUUACCUUCGAGCGAAAAGAUGCUAAUUAAAAAUUCAGAUGGGGUUAGCUUAACUCAUUGCGAUAAUGGGGGUGCUAGUUCUACAGUAAAUUUACCUUUAAAACGUGAAAAUUUUGAUGACGAUAAAUUGAUUGCCGAAUUAGAAUCCGCAUUUGUAAAUGAGCUCAACUGAAUAAUCAUCCUAUUAGUAUGUCUCAUUCAAUGAAAAGUUUUACUUUUGAUUUUCCAUAUUUGCAUAUUUCCAUACUCCGAUGUUAUGUACGUGCCGUUAAAUGUACUUGUAAUUUACUUGCAUCGUCAGCUCUUAGCAAAAAACAAAUUUUGUACACAUCUUUUAAAUAUUUCCACAAUAAAAUUAAAAUUUAGCGGACAUGUGUUGUAUACAUUUCAAGAGGUUAUGUUACAGUCUUUUGGCAUAAAAAUCGAUAGGUACACUGUUUUGUUCUUAAGCUGGUUCUAAAUAAUGCAGCGGCUGCAUUGCAGCAUGUGUACCUGUGACAUUUCACGCAUAAAAUUGUACAUGCACAAGCUGCACAGAAUAUCAAACUGAUUUAGAUAUUGUAAGAUACUUAUUAAAGGCUGGGAUAUUCAUCAGCCUGUCCAGAAUCCUAAACUACAAGAAAUUUGCAAUUUCUACGGGGACUCUAUUAAGAACGGGACUCACCGGCUGUUCCCAGCAGAACGCCCUCUAA
Drosophila obscura is the source of this 2769-nucleotide messenger RNA. Its product is annotated as proline-, glutamic acid- and leucine-rich protein 1. The transcript is spliced from 8 exons. Gene Ontology annotation, biological process: rRNA processing. Gene Ontology annotation, cellular component: nucleus. The coding region runs from base 15 to 2249 and encodes 744 amino acids. Lineage: Eukaryota; Metazoa; Arthropoda; Insecta; Diptera; Drosophilidae. The record is from RefSeq and is a predicted model, not a curated record.